Molecule: messenger RNA, 336 nt
Organism: Racocetra fulgida
Lineage: Eukaryota; Fungi; Glomeromycota; Glomeromycetes; Diversisporales; Gigasporaceae
Source: the annotation of a GenBank genome assembly
GGGUGGAAUCAGGAUUCAUUACGAAAUAAUACUGAGAUCCAAAAAUUACGCACCCACGCUUUGCAGGUCAUUAAUGAACAUAAGCAACUACAAAAUGAAAAUACUAAUCUUAUUUCUCAUAACGCACAAAAGGAUAUUUUUAUUGCUGAAUCCAAAGCUAAGAAUGUUACAAAAUCCAAGAAAAUCAAAUCACUUGAGUAUAUGAUCAAGAUAUUGGAAAGUAAGUUGUCUUCAGCCCAGAAAGAUGUAAUUUCAAUUCAAAAUAACUCAUUGAAAAAAGAAUCCGAGAUUUUAUCUCUCAAGUCUAAAAUAGUUGAAGUAGAAUAUGAUAUCUGA